UCUGAUAUUUAGCAUUUUUCUUUCGAAAAUGCUAUUUGACACGCGAGAUGGGCGCUUGACAAAUAGCAAAACCUUUUUUGUUUAAUCCUGGUCCUGGAACUCAGUACAAAGUUUGUGUAUAUGCACAACCAAACACUGCCCGAGACGAGCGCACCUAAAUAUUCACCCGAUAAGGACGUUAAUUUCACCGGCCAAAUCCGAAUCAUUUCGGCCUCGCUAUCAGCUGUAACGUUUCGGUUUCGGCCUAUUUAUAUCCCUCAAUCAACUGUAAAAAGACGAUUUUAGAGAAAAAUCCAAAAAAGUGAUGGGGAGCGAAGAGGACAACAAGAAGACCCAGACAGUCGAAGCUCGAGCUAGAAGCAUUAGCCACAAUGUUCGGUGCACCGAGUGCGGGAGCCAGUCCAUUGAAGAUUCACAAGCUGAUGUUGCCGUUCUUUUGAGGAAGCUUAUUAGAGAUGAGAUUAGGUCCGGUAAAAGUGAUAAAGAGAUAUAUAAAAAGCUUGAAGAAGAUUUUGGGGAAACAGUACUCUACACACCUCGUUUUGAUAUGCAAACUGCAACUUUGUGGUUAUCACCAGUUAUUGUUGCGGGGGUAGCUGCUUGGGUGUGGGCCUAUCAGAGGCAUAGGCAGAAAACUAAUGUGCACAUCAUGGCUCUGAACCUUGUGAGAGGUGUUCCACUGACUCCCAAGGAAAAGGAAACAAUGCUAGAUCUCCUCACACAUCCCCCUCCACCUAGAAGGUGGUGGUGGGGUUAAUGACUCGUUGUCAAUAAGAAUUUUUAUAUCCUAGAUAGACAUUCAGUAUUUCUUUUUUAAUAGGAUCAAAAUUUUCAUGCUACACUGAUGGUUUCUCCAUGCUUGCUGCAUUUGGACCAUAACCUUGUUAGCAUAAUAUUCAUAUCAUUGCGACUUGUAUUUUCUACAUGUCGGCAUACGGUUUCUCCAUGUUUGCUACAUCUGGACCAUAACCUUGUUAGCAUAAUAUUCAUAUCAUUGCGACUUGUAUUUUCUACA
Messenger RNA from Asparagus officinalis (garden asparagus), 1015 nucleotides. RefSeq names its product cytochrome c-type biogenesis CcmH-like mitochondrial protein. The record is from RefSeq and is a predicted model, not a curated record. Lineage: Eukaryota; Viridiplantae; Streptophyta; Magnoliopsida; Asparagales; Asparagaceae. Bases 305 to 757 code for a protein of 150 amino acids. The transcript is spliced from 5 exons.